AUGAACAAUACUUUAUAUGCAAAAGGUUUGUCCAUUGAGCCAAAUAUUGUCCUAAAAGAAACCCCCAAAAAAUUACAGGUCUCAAGCCUUGGAUCUCCCUCCUCACCUUCAGUGUAUGUUCCUGAUUUGCCAUUUGUUUUGUUGCCGUUGUGGGUAAGUGCAAAUUCUUCAAAUGGAGUGAUGAAAUUGUUGCUAGAUUUUAAACCUCCUAUGCAUCCAUAUGUAAUUGAUUCUGGCUAUGAACUCUUAGCCCUUGGCUGCUUGUCUAGAUCUCUGGUGAGAGCAAUGGAUACUCUGCCGUUCGGUCGUUGUUUAUUGGUCAUCAAGUCCUUCUUGUUAACAAAAAACCGUGCAAAGAGUUCUGAUAUUGAGUUGGAGUCAAUGAUGUUUGAGAGUUUUGGCAAUUUUCCUAAUUCAUUUAUGGCUUCACCUUCCAGAAAAGAUGAAUUCCCUGUUAGGGACUGGGUCAUACAGGACUCUGAGUCUUGGGAUCUUAUGAUAGGGAUAGCAUUUCAAGUUCCCCCAUCGAUACCCAAGUCUGAGAUUUUUUGCCAAGAAUCAGAGUUCUCUUUGCAAAUUUCUACUAGAGAGCAAACAAAAUGUGAAGGUGUAUAA
Messenger RNA from Dovyalis caffra, 615 nucleotides. NCBI's taxonomy places the organism in Eukaryota, Viridiplantae, Streptophyta, Magnoliopsida, Malpighiales, Salicaceae. The record is from the annotation of a GenBank genome assembly.